This is a messenger RNA of Ogataea philodendri, 1092 nucleotides long. RefSeq lists its product as uncharacterized. The transcript has a single exon. Gene Ontology annotation, molecular function: L-iditol 2-dehydrogenase (NAD+) activity; zinc ion binding. Lineage: Eukaryota; Fungi; Ascomycota; Pichiomycetes; Pichiales; Pichiaceae. Gene Ontology annotation, biological process: D-sorbitol catabolic process. The record is from RefSeq and is a predicted model, not a curated record. The coding region runs from base 1 to 1092 and encodes 363 amino acids.
AUGACUUACAACACUUUCCCAAACCCAUCUCUGCAAAUCACUAAAGACCACCAGAUUUUCAUCAAGGAAAACCCUGUUGAGAAACCCGGCCCCGGACAGGCUCUAGUGCACAUCACUGCUACAGGUAUCUGUGGUUCUGACGUGCACUUCUGGAAACACGGCCAAAUCGGAGAGCUCAAAGUUCUCGGCAACUGUAUCAUGGGCCACGAGACUGCAGGAGAGGUCAUUGAGCUCGGCGAAGGUGUCACGGAUGUCAAAAUCGGAGACAGAGUCGCUAUUGAGCCUCAAGUUACCUGCGGCAAAUGUUUCCUGUGUUUACAAGGUGACUACAACUUGUGCGAGAACACAAAGUUUCUUGCUGUGUACCCAAAUGAUGGAAGUAUGCAACGUUUCAAGGUCGUCAACGCCCAAUGCCUCUACAAGCUACCAGAUAACAUGUCUUUCGAAGAGGGAGCUUUGUGUGAGCCAUUGAGUGUUGCCUACCACGGAGUUGAAAGAGCCGAGUUAGAGCUCGGAAGAGGAGCAAUGAUCUGUGGUGCCGGCCCAAUCGGAUUGGCAACUUUGGUGAUGGCCAAUGCCAGCGGUGCUUCACCACUAGUCAUUUCCGACCUUUCGGCAGAAAGAUUGGAGUUUGCAAAGAAGCUGAUCCCAAGAGUCAAGACAUACCAGAUUGACCUAAAGAAAUCAUCUGAGGAAAACGCAGAAGGCAUUCGCGAGCUUUUCGGACCGGACGAAGAGGACGCUCCUCCAAGAGUUUUGGAGUGUACCGGUGUUGAAUCUAGUGUGAUCACUGCUGCCUACGUUGCUAGAAGAGGCGGCUCCAUCACGGUUAUUGGUGUUGGAAGACCUACAUUUAACAAUUUCCCAUUCAUGAAGCUCUCCUUGGCUGAAAUUGACGUCAAAUUCAUAAACAGAUACCACCAAUCGUGGCCUCCUGUUAUCAAGCUUAUCAGCGAGGGAAUCAUUGAUGUGAAGCCAUUUGUCACACACCGUUUCCCAUUGGAGAAGGCCGAUGAGGCAAUGAAGCUUUCCAGCGACCCUAAAAACGGUAGCAUUAAAGUGAUCAUUGAGGAUAAAGUCAAAGUUCUAUAA